This is a messenger RNA of Ilex paraguariensis (yerba mate), 2146 nucleotides long. The record is from the annotation of a GenBank genome assembly. NCBI's taxonomy places the organism in Eukaryota, Viridiplantae, Streptophyta, Magnoliopsida, Aquifoliales, Aquifoliaceae.
GGAGAGGUUUAACAGACAAUGAGCUCCGAGAGAAAGAUAGAUGGCGCGAAGGAGAGGGAAAAACAGUUGCAAGAACUGAGGUAAUAGCCAGUUCAUUUUCCGAAUCAGUCGACGGAAAAAACUUGAGACACAGGAGCGACGAAGUCCGUUGAUCUAACUCUUCCGAAGAUGACGCUGAAAAGCUCCAAUUUUCCCAUCAAUUUCGAGCCGAAGAGGGAUGCCUAUGGAUUUACUGUGAGACCUCAGCACCUUCAAAGAUACAGAGAAUAUGCUGAUAUUUAUAAGGAAGAAGAAGUAGAAAGAUUAGAAAAAUGGAAGAGUUUUCUUGAACAGCACAGAGAGUCUGCUGAAUUGCAAUUGCCUGUGGAAAAAAUCAGGGCAUCGCAUGCUGCAGUUACAGAGCAGAAAACAGAGUCUGUUUCAGUGAGUGGAGAAGGGGAUGAUUCAAGUGGACCGAAGACUGGUUCCGACUGUCUUAAAGAAAUUGAUUUUGGAAUCGAGGCGCCAGUGUCAGUACAACCAACAACCAGUAGGGUGCAGACAUGGACUCAAAUUAGACCAUCCCUUAAUGUAAUUGAGAAUUUGAUGAGUUUUCGUGUCAAGAAGAGAAAUAACAUGAAGGAUGAACAAGUGACCCUGAAUCAGAAUCAUCUUCCUUCAAUUGAAGAGGUUAGACCAUCAAGAGGAGAAUCUCAAGAAGAGGUUGAGGAAGAAUUCUAUGAUAACGAGAUAGUAGAUGAUAGUGUCAAUACCUCUUCAGAGGGAAGUGUCACAUAUGAUGAAGUCUCUCCAGAGCCUGUCUUUCCUCGGAAAGAAGAACUGGAGUUCCUUGUUCGUGGGGGAGUGCCAAAGGAUCUCAGGGGAGAGGUGUGGCAAGCCUUUGUCGGUGUAAUGACACGUCGGGUAGAGGGAUAUUACCAAGGUUUGCUGGCUCCAGAAAGUGAUGCUGGGGAUAGGCAGGAGCAUGAUGAGUCACUAUCAGACAAUGAUAGUAAGGACCUCAACAAACACAAAUUUGAUGUCCCUCAAAAGUGGAGAAAGCAGAUUGAGAAGGAUUUGCCUCGAACGUUUCCAGGUCAUCCUGCUCUGAAUGAGGAUGGGAGAAAUUCCUUGAGGCGAAUACUUUUAGCAUACGGUCGACAUAACCCCUCUGUUGGGUAUUGCCAGGCAAUGAAUUUUUUUGCUGGCCUGUUAUUGCUGAUGAUGCCUGAGGAAAAUGCCUUUUGGACUUUGGUAGGUCUCAUUGAUGACUACUUUGAUGGCUACUUCUCACAGGAAAUGAUAGAAUCCCAGGUGGAUCAGCUUGUUUUUGAGGACUUGACACGGGAAAGAUUUCCUAAACUGGUCAAUCAUCUGGAUUACUUAGGAGUGCAGGUGGCAUGGAUUUCUGGACCUUGGUUUCUUUCCAUCUUCGUGAACAUGCUUCCAUGGGAAAGUGUUCUUCGAGUUUGGGAUGUGCUUCUAUUUGAAGGAAAUCGUGUGAUGCUAUUUCGAACUGCACUUGCUCUCUUGGAGUUAUAUGGUCCUGCUGUAGUUACAACUAAGGAUGCUGGGGAUGCUAUCACUUUGUUACAAUCUCUUUCUGGUUCAACAUUUGAUAGCAGCCAGCUUGUUUUGACUGCUUGCAUGGGUUUCUUGAAUGUAACUGAGGACAGAUUGCAAGAGCUGAGAGAAAAGCAUAGGCAGGCAGUGAUAGAAGCAGUUGAGGAACGAUCAAAAGGUUGUCGAAUUUCAAAAGAUUCCAAAGGUCUUGCAUCUAAGCUAUAUAGCUUCAAGCACGAUCCUGGAUCACUGGUGAAAGAAACAAAUACAGAACAAGGAUCAGAUGAUAAGCUAGUAGACAAAUAUUUAACCCAUUUGGAGUCUCAAUCUACUAAUCUCGACGAAUUACUUGGUGGUCUAACCAUUGGUUCAGAAGUAGAUUCUCUUCCAGAUCUACAAGAACAGGUGGUUUGGUUGAAGGUUGAGUUGUGCAAAUUGCUGGAAGAGAAGAGAUCAGCUACACUUAGAUUGAGCAGUUGGAGCAAGAGGUAUCUGAGCUACGGCAAGCCCUUGCUGAUAAAAAAGAACAGGAAAAUGCGAUGCUUCAGGUUCUGAUGCGGGUUGAGCAAGAACAAAAGGUCACUGAAGAUGCUCGGAUUUUUGC